Messenger RNA from Ilex paraguariensis (yerba mate), 996 nucleotides. Lineage: Eukaryota; Viridiplantae; Streptophyta; Magnoliopsida; Aquifoliales; Aquifoliaceae. The record is from the annotation of a GenBank genome assembly.
AUGCUUAAGGACAAUAAGAUCAAUAAGGUUAAACUGUUUGAUUCGGAUAAUUGGACCGUCAAAUACUUUGCCGGAACUGGCAUGGAAGUCAUGCUUGGUAUCCCAAAUAGCCAAUUGAAUCGAUUUAGCGACGAUUAUGACAAUGCCAAGGACUGGAAGGACAAUGUCACCAAACAUUUGCAUGAUGGUGGUGUCAAUAUAAAGUACGUGGCUGUUGGCAAUGAGCCAUUCUUGAAAUCUUACAAUGGCUCACAUCUGAAAACUACCUUCCCAGCAUUAAAAAACAUUCAGAAAGCUCUUGAUGCAGCUGGUGUUGGAGACAAAAUCAAAGCAACCAUCCCCCAAAAUGCGGAUGUCUACGACUCUGGUUCACAAGGCCCAUCUGCCGGUGAUUUCCGAUCGGACAUAAGGGACCUUAUGAUCGAUAUAGUUCAAUUUAUCAAAGACAACAAUGCCCCAUUUGUCGUCAACAUAUACCCCUUUCUCAGUCUGUACGGCAAUCCUGAUUUUCCUGUCGAGUUUGCUUUCUUUGACGGUGGUGCAGAACCUGUCAAUGACAAAGGUACUCAAUACACAAACAUGUUUGAUGCAAAUCUUGAUACAUUAUUUUGGUCACUCAAGAAGGCUGGUGCACCGAACGUGAAGACCAUCCAGUGGUGCGUGUUAAACAGUGACAUAAAGAACAUGAGCCUGGUGCCUGAAAAUGUUAACUAUGCCUGCUCAUUGUCCGAUUGCACAAGCUUGAUAUACGGAUCAACGUGCAAUAAACUGGAUGUUCGUGGGAAUGUCUCGUACGCAUUCAAUAUGUAUUUCCAGAUGAAUAAUCAGGACGUCGAGGCAUGCGAUUUUCAGGGUCUGGCCAAGAUUGUGACUCGAAAUGCCUCACAAGGGGACUGCCUCUUCCCUAUACAGAUUGUAAGUGAUGGAAGGAGACUUACCAUGGUAACUAGAGUGAGUGUUCUUGCAGGAUUGUUGACCUUAUUAGCAUUGUUUUAG